CCAAGUGUACAACCACAGGCGCACCAAGAGCGCCCAUGCGCCAGGGUCUAUGCAACAGUCUGUGCUGAAUUGUGAGCAGAUGCUGCAGAGUCUGCAGGCCGAUGUCAAGGAAUUGCGUAAACGCGCCGAGCAUACAUAUUCCUUCUCAACACUAGUACUGAUGUCUAUUGUCAUGGCUGUGCUAAUGCAGACGGUGCUCGUAUUCGUCAUCAAUUAA
This is a messenger RNA of Sphaeroforma arctica JP610, 217 nucleotides long. RefSeq lists its product as hypothetical. Lineage: Eukaryota; Ichthyosporea; Ichthyophonida. The record is from RefSeq and is a predicted model, not a curated record. The annotation marks the transcript as partial. The transcript has a single exon.